Diospyros lotus (date-plum) is the source of this 2002-nucleotide messenger RNA. RefSeq lists its product as uncharacterized. Bases 144 to 1466 code for a protein of 440 amino acids. Lineage: Eukaryota; Viridiplantae; Streptophyta; Magnoliopsida; Ericales; Ebenaceae. The record is from RefSeq and is a predicted model, not a curated record. The transcript has 8 exons.
UCAUCUUUGAUGCGCGGCUGGGGUUUGAUCGCAUCACAAAUUUGAAAUUCCAUCUUCAGACGCCGAGAAGAAGGCGGAGUGGAAGCGGCGGCGUUUCAAUCUUUGGAUAAGAUUCCUGACAGUCACAGGCAGCAGCAUCCGGUAUGAAUCUUUCGAUUUGUCCGAUCUGCGAUCUACCGGUUCCUUUCCUCGACAUACAGAGGCAUGUCGACAGGCACUUCGAGGAUGAGGAAUUGGCGAGGGACAUGGAAUUGGCUCAGCAACUCGAGUUUGCUCCCCCGACCCCUCCCGUUCUUCCGCAGAAUAAUCAGGAGAAGAAUGACAUCCCAUGUGAAACUAGUGUUCUUAAAAGCCAUGGAAGUAGUAUCUCAAGGCAUAAAGGUAGGAAAAGUGAUGGAAGAGAAGGCAACAUUGAUGAAAAGAUUAGUUAUUUAAUUGGUAUACAGAUCAGGGCACCCUUCUACAAAGUUGAAGCUGGUUUGAUGGCAUUAUUGAGAAAAUGCUUGGAAUUAGAUUCUGAAAAUUCAACAAGUAUAUUGUCAGGCUAUGUCGAUCAUUUUCAGAGCACUGAAACGGAGGAUGUUGGCUGGGGCUGUGGUUGGCGUAAUAUUCAGAUGCUCAGCUCACACCUGCUGGUGGAAAGACAGGAUGCAAGGGAGGCUUUAUUUGGUGGUUCAGGGUAUGUUCCUGAUAUUGCAUCACUUCAAAGAUGGCUUGAAAUUGCUUGGGAAAUGGGUUUUGAUGAGCUUGGUGCGAGCCACUUCAAUCAAAAAAUUUAUGGCAAAAAAAACUGGAUUGGAACUACUGAAUGUGCUACACUUUUGCGUUCUUUUGGGUUGCGUGCCAGGAUUGUGGACUUUGACAGCAAGAAUGUUCGAGGUGUGUCUUCUUCUCAUGAUCCUUGCGAAGGGGUGUCAUGUAUGAAAAUAUACGGACCAAUGGACAGAUAUCUGUCUAGAGGGAAUCUGAACAUCCACCAAGAAAGCUCUAGCGGGCCAAAAUGUAGUUAUUCUAGUAUCUGCUCAGGAAAUGAUGCAGGGACUUUUAUCUGGAGCAAAGCAGAUACACGGUCACUCAAGGGUCAUCAAGUUCUCAUUCAUUGGGUUUGGAAUUACUUCUCUGACAACGGGCUCACUAAAUUGGGCAAUGCUCGUGUAAUUGUCAGUGAUAAAAUGCCGUUGUACUUCCAGCAUGAUGGACAUUCAAGAACCAUUAUCGGGAUUCAAGUCAAACAGCAGCACAAAGGGGCGCUACAAUACAAUCUAUUAAUCUUAGACCCUGCUCAUAAAACAGCAGCUCUUGAAAGAUCUCUGCAAGAAAACGUUGGCUGGCAAAGUUUAAUAAAGAGAGGUGUUCACACCCUGAAGAAACCACAGUACCAGUUGUGUUAUAUUGAUCCUGGAAUUGCUGAUGAAGAGGAGAUGGAGCAGCUUAAGACCUUAGAUAGCUUCUAUAUUCAAUUUUAGAUAGCAUCUGAACUUCUGCAGUUCUCUUAGGUGUAUUCGACUGUGUUAUCACUUCUGUUGGUUUAGCAUCUCAUUUCAUGACUGUAAACAGUUGUGGUAGCUUCUCUUCUCUGCAUCUUCUGUCUGCUACCACGGAAGAGGCUUGUGUUCAUAGCCAACUGCCUACCGAGUUGGGGGUAGCAGGUGAUCUAAUCAAGAAACCCCUGGAUGAUGCCAACCAACCCCACAUGUAGGAUAAAUGCUUGCUAGCAUGGGCGUCCUCUUUACUGGUAAUGAAUUUGGCAAGCAAAUUUGUUUCAGAAACUUGCUUGAAGAAAUGUUGCACUGCGGAAUUUCAAUAGUUAUGUUUCUGAGUUACGACAGUUUCCCUGCAUUUUCCUUAUUAUUUAUUUACUUUUUUUCUGGGAGGGAAACGGAAUUAAGCUAACAUUUUCUGGCUUUCUGGAUGGAGAGAUAUGCAUAUUUCCAAUUUAUGUGCGCUAUAUCCUUGUAGCCUAUCUUCAAGUAGUUGGGAUAUAGACACAAGCAUUUCAAGU